AGAAAUUCCUCAAACUUGAAGAAAAUGAAUGCGUUCAAAUUGAUGGUAACUUUAUAAAUUGGACCUUUAACAUAGUACCAUGUCCUGAAACAUAUCCAAAAGUUUGUCCACCAAUUACUUCAAACUAA
Molecule: messenger RNA, 128 nt
Organism: Funneliformis caledonium
Lineage: Eukaryota; Fungi; Glomeromycota; Glomeromycetes; Glomerales; Glomeraceae
Source: the annotation of a GenBank genome assembly